AUGUCUGAAAAGCGAGAGUCGAUUGGCUUGCCACCUCCGUCAACCAAUGGCGUCGAGCACACAAGACGUCCCGACUAUGCUCGACAGGAGCUUACCGUAUUUGUUGGCGAAUUUAUUGGAACAUUUAUGUUCCUAUUCUUUGCCUUCACGGGAACUCAGAUCGCCGCUGAGGCUCCUUCGGCGGACUCUACCCUACCCGAUGCCGCCAAACUCUUGUACAUCAACCUCUGUUUUGGCAUCUCCCUUGCCGUAAACGUUGCGAUAUUCGCAGACGUGAGUGGUGGAAUGUUUAAUCCUGCGGUCACCACGGGUUUGCUGAUUGCUGGUGUAGUCCGCUGGCAGCGGGCUAUCCACGCCAUUCUUGCUCAACUUAUCGCAGCAAUUUGCGUUUCAUUCGUAGUUUCCGCGCUUCUACCCGGCCCCUUACCGGUUGCAACCACGCUCGUCGAUUCCAUGUCAAUUUCACGCGGUCUGUUCCUCGAAAUGUUCAUCACCGCACAACUCGUCCUCGCUGUUCUUUUUGUCCCUGCCAGUGCUGGCAAACCGUUCUACGUUGGUCUUGCACUUUUUAUCGCUGAGAUGGGAAGUGUAUACUACACCGGAGGAAGCGUGAACCCUGCCAGGAGUUUCGGUCCCAGCGUUGUGGUUGGAUUCAAGGGGUAUCACUGGAUAUAUUGGCUGGGCCCAGUGCUCGGCGCGGCUUUGGGUGCGAGUAUCUUCAUGUUGAUUCCAUUGAUCAAAGGAAGGCGCUAUGCUGCAGAAUAA
Messenger RNA from Aaosphaeria arxii CBS 175.79, 765 nucleotides. Its product is annotated as aquaporin-like protein. The transcript is spliced from 2 exons. Gene Ontology annotation, biological process: transmembrane transport. Lineage: Eukaryota; Fungi; Ascomycota; Dothideomycetes; Pleosporales. Bases 1 to 765 code for a protein of 254 amino acids. The record is from RefSeq and is a predicted model, not a curated record. Gene Ontology annotation, molecular function: water channel activity. Gene Ontology annotation, cellular component: plasma membrane.